This is a messenger RNA of Mustela lutreola (European mink), 1124 nucleotides long. RefSeq lists its product as uncharacterized. Bases 1 to 882 code for a protein of 293 amino acids. The record is from RefSeq and is a predicted model, not a curated record. NCBI's taxonomy places the organism in Eukaryota, Metazoa, Chordata, Mammalia, Carnivora, Mustelidae. The transcript is spliced from 5 exons.
AUGACUGAAACAAAGACAGGAGAGCUAACGGAAGAAGGCGACAGAGAGGAGGACAGGAAGCCAGGACGGCGCCCCCCGCCCUCCCAGCCCCACUUACUCACCUCCGGGGUCGAGGGUCGGCGCCUGGCGCUGGGGCUGGCGGAGGGAGCCGGCUGCACGGGAGAGCGCUGCGGUAGCUUGAGCGACUGGCACAGCCCCGGGCAGCUGCGGGUUCGGGAGGCGCUUCCUCAGGCUUUGGAGCCAGAAGACUCCGUUGGCGACGACGGCAGUAGCGGCCUCUGGCUGCGGACCUCCCGCCUCCUCCCGCGGCUCCGGCUCCGACGCGCAGGCGCACCCCAGGCCCCUCCCGCGCCCACCCGGGCGGCACACGCCCACCCGUUUCUCGAACUGCCUUGCCCUCCCAGCAGCCCCCUGCCGGCUGCCUCCGAACGUGCGCACGCGCGGCGCCCCUGCGGCCUGCUCCCGCCCCUUGGCCCCCUGGGUACCUCCGCGGGAACCCCUGGCCCGCCUGCGCGCGCGCCUUGUCCAGGCGGGGGGGGGCCUCCCGCCCCCUUUCCUCCACCGUCCAAUCAGAUCGGGCGAGGGGAGCGGAGCCCCGGGAACGCGCUAGCGGGGGGCCUCAGGGUUCAAGCGCUCGCCCCGCGGCUCAGUGAAGCUUUCGUUCAGCUGCGAGUAACGAUCUUCUGCCAAUUUAAAAAACCAGGUUGUGCCUUUCUGCCUGUGGACACUGCCAGCAGCCCCAACCCCCAGUCUACAAUGAGAAAAACACCAGAAAAACCCCAGUGGAAGGAUAUUCCUCAUAAUACAGGAGCAGCACUCUGGGACGCAGGCCAUCAAAAACAAAGAAAGGUUGAGAAAAUGUCACAGUCCGGAAGUACCUGAAGGGGCACAAAAGUAAGUGUAAUGUGGUUUCCUGGAUGAGAUCCUGAACAGCAGAAGAAACAUCAGAAGAAAUCGAAGGAAAUCAAAACAGAGUGUGAAGUUUAGUUAAUGGCACUGUGUCAACAUUCGUUCCUUAGUUUUGACAAACAUACUAUGGUAAUAUAAGAUGGUACCCACAAGGUAAACUGAGAGUUACACAAGAAUGCUUUCUGCUGUCUUCGCAACUUUUCUGUAAAACUAAA